Messenger RNA from Meloidogyne enterolobii, 1070 nucleotides. Lineage: Eukaryota; Metazoa; Nematoda; Chromadorea; Rhabditida; Meloidogynidae. The record is from the annotation of a GenBank genome assembly.
UCAGAGACAUUAAUGGCAAGCAGUAAUUGUACAAGCACCACAAGUUGUAGUACCAGUUUUGCAGAAGAAAAGCAUCCACAUCCAAAUAUGCUUAUUUACAGGAAAAUGGAAAAAUUAAUAAAUCAAAUGUUACAUUCUGAGGAUGGAAUUAAAAUAAAAACUGUCAAAAGUUUUCUUUCAAAAAUAGUUUCUGUAUUCUCCGGCCAGGAUUUGAUUGUUUGGUUAAUUGCUCACAUUGACGUUUUUGACGAAAUAGAUGCCAAUCAUUUACUGCAUUUAUUUGCUUCACACGGAUAUAUAUUUCAAGUUGAUGAUCACGUAAUUACAAUGAAGGGAGGAGACACUUCUUUUUAUCGCUUCCAAACUCCCUAUUUUUGGCCUUCAAAUUGUUGGGAACCUGAAAAUAUGGAUUACGCCGUUUAUUUGUGCAAAAGAACAAUGCAAAACAAAGCACAUUUAGAAUUGGAGGAUUUUGAAGCAGAAAAUUUGGCAAAAUUACAAAAGAUGUUAAGUAGAAAAUGGGAAUUUGUUUUUAUGCAAGCAGAGGCGCAAUAUAAGGUUGACAAAAAACGGGACAGAAUAGAGAGACAAAUUUUGGAUAGUCAAGAGAGAGCAUUUUGGGAUUUGCAUAGACCCGUGCCUGGAUGUGUAAAUACAACUGAAGUGGAUAUUAGAAAAUUAAGUCGUUCUGGAAGAUCUAAACAAUCUACUUGCAAUACUUUGGUUAUUCAAAUGGAAGAUAAUGAAUCUCAAUUAAAUAAUUCAAAUAAUUUGAAAACGCCUAAUAUAAGGGAAGUCCGUUUUUAUCAAAAACCUGGAAGGAGAAGAUAUACACAAAUAAAAGAUUAUUUAAAAAUUGAGAUUUCUGAAUUACAAACAAGAUUGUCUAAAAAUGUAUUGAAGACAUCAAAAUUAGCAGAAAGUUAUUUACAAUAUUAUGGGCAUCGGUAUUAUUUUAUAUUUUGGUAAGACACUCCCUUGAGGCAGGAAAAAGUCUCUUAUAAUGACGUGUCUCUUAAAUGGAGGAUUUUUUAAAUAGAGGUUUAAGCAGAUUUCCCACCUAAUAGUCU